GGUUAGGAAACUAAGUGUAAUAUUGUAAUAAAGAGAUGUACCGAUAACUCAAUUCAACAGUCUGUUUUGUCGACUUUGAUUCCAGAUUCACGGAAACUGACCGCAGUUGCAAGUUACAUUUAAUUGACAGCUAAAAAAAAAAUAUUGUGUCACAGGCACGGCACAGAGACUGAGUGAGUGUUGUUAGUGACAGUUAGUGUUUGUGUUAGACUCAAGUUAGAGACAUAAAUAAAUUAAUAUUAUAAAGUUAAAGGUUUGCCACAACCCGUGAACUUUUAAAUAAUUCACUGUCACUAAACCUAACCUGAAGCCCAAAAUAUAUCCCUAAGUAGGGUUGCCAGAUACGUGGACACCAAAAGUUUGGCAAAAGGACAUAAUUAAAUAAAACAAAAAGGAGGACAUUUAUUUUUGCGAUUUCCGAAUCUUCAAAUAAUGUGUGCAACCAAACCAGCUGUGCAGGUCAUCGAGUUGUAAGAUUGAUGAUAACAAACUGUAUGAAAUGCCAAAGUUGCUUCAGCCCCAUGUGCUUUCAGCAACACUUUUGAAUACUUAGGACUUAUGCUGAAAAAAAAGACGUCUAUUUGUUCGAUGACGCGGACACUUUGAUUACUAUCUGAUUAGGUUUCUAUGUCUCUCACUGUCAACAUGGCGCUCCAAGUCAGUAGCUCCUUUGCUGGCAACGGACAAGUAACUAUCGCAAAUAGUACACUUUGCCUCAUUCUCAUUGCGUCCUUCAACAAAGCAAGGAAACUUAUUUUUCAUAGUGUUCGAGAAUUUGCAUUUUCUCUUUGUAGAAGCCAUUUUCAUAAACAUAGACGGCAAAAAUUACAAAUUAAAAAAACAAUUUAAAUUUGCUUCUUUGUUGCUGAAACCAGAAAUAACAUUACAUUUUGACCAUAGAUAACAGCACAGAGCUAGAUUGUUAGAAUGACUAAAAUCGACUGGUUCGCAGAAAUGCAUAGACUUUGUACAUUGUAACAACGUAAACAUACGAUGUAAUAGUUGUAACAACGAUACAUACAAAUUAAAAUAUAAAAUGUAAGAAAAGCUGGAAAUUUUAAUUUUAAAAGAUUUUAGCUUUGCCUGCCCGACGGAGAUAUUGAGCUAAAAAUGAGGACAUGUCCUCCUUUUGCCGGACGUCUGGCAACCCUAUCCCUAAGCCUAAACCUAACCUGAACCCUAAAUGAAGUAAAUGUAUCCCUAAUGGCACCAAUUCUCAUUCUCUGGGCAUUGGUAUUAGCCUUUAAAUAUGUAGUAAUUAGUAAGUCGUAUCAUUUAAUUUAAUAUAUUUAUUAUAAGGCGUAGGCCUAAGCUAAAUAUAACUUAAAUAUAAGGUAAAUGUGCCACACUCUUUGCACUGAUCAAAUAUAAUAUUUGUUCAGAUUAUUGUCUCAAACUAAACUUGACUGACUAAAGCUUGUAAAUUUUAGAACUAUCUUGCACACACACCCCCACCCACACCCCACCCCCUAAAAUAAUUUCCACUGGGCACUAUGCCUCUGCAGCUGCUUUUUCUUUUAUGCACAACAGUAAAAGGGACAAAAAGUAAGGUUGGCCAUCCCUGCUAAGACUUAAAUAGAGCAUCCCCAGGGGCAAGGGAAUAUAUUUCAUGCAGUAUUUCACAUUUAAUUAAAUUUCAUUCAAAUGUUUGUUAGGACUUAUUUAAGAUUCAACAAUUAUUUUCGUUACUACUUCAUAAAUAUAUGCCUCCCGGUGGUCUUAGGUGACCCCUGUGUAAGGGUAUGCCUCCCAGUGGUCUUAGGCGACCCCUGUGUAAGGGUCUUUCGACCCCCAUAGGGUUCACGACCCACAGGUUUGAGAACCGCUGUUUUAGUUCAUUCAAUUUCCAAUAAUAUUAUGCAUAGUUUUAUACCAGAUAUGUGUAAAUUAGUUAUUUUAUUUUUUAUUAAUAUUUUUUGUAAAGUGUAAAAAUGUCUCCGUCUUCUUGUCAUCGACAGUCCAAAAAGGCUCUGUCUGAAAAGGGUUAAUGUCUAAAUAGUUGCCAUAAUAAUUUUCAGAGAUAAAAGAUGUAAAUUUAAGUCCCUUUUUUCUUUCUUUUUUUUUUUCUUUUUAAAAAAAUAAUAAAUUACUGAUUGUAACACAGGAGCAUCAAGAAGUUAAAAAAAGGGUAUUCAUUUUUUACAACAGUAAUAGCAGGUCAUUUCAUUCCAUUACAAAUUUAUUUAUUGAUAUUUUAUUUAUUUUAAAUUUCAGAAUGAAGGCAGAAAGAGUGUAAUACAAUUUUACAUUAAGAAGUACUGCUGAAAAUGUUGUUAGCAAUCUUCAUUGUAAUUAUUUUACAAGUUUUGGGACUAACCUGGUUUGCCGGAUUGUUUUUUAAUGCAAUUUCUAAAUCAGGUAUGUUACUCAUUGGAAAGAAGUAUUUCUUUUUAUGACUGUUGUUAUUAAUAACAUGCACUAAGUUAAGCUUAUUAAACUACAUGUACUACAUUAUGUAAUUUAACUAUAGUUUAAAUCAGGCCUGCACAACUCAAAAUGUAAGGCGGGGCCGUAAUGCUUUAUGAAAAACGUGUGCGGGCCAAAAGAAAGUAGGACAAGACUUCUGCGGGCCAAAAGAAUAUAGGUCAUAGGGAAAGCUAUUAAGAAAGUAGUACGAAUAAAAAAUAUUUCGUUACUUCGCGGGGCGCAAAGUGGGUGCUGGCGGGCCAGAUGCGGCCUGAGGGCCAUAUGUUGUGCAGGCCUGGUUUAAAUGAUUACUUAAUCACUAUCAGCUUCUAAGUUUUUUAUUUAUCUUAUAUGACAUUCAUUCCUUUUUGAAUAUGAGUAAUUUUUUUAAGAUAAAAUUAGUCCAGUUUUAUGGUAGGGCCUGGCAAAAGUUAUUUAAUUAAUUAAAAAUAAAAUUAUAAAUUAAUUUUUUUUUUAAAUUCCAUUGUAUAAAAAAUUUACAAUUUUUAAUGUAAAUCCUUUGAGUGCAACCAAGACCAUACAGCACAUCAAAUUUAAAAGAAAAAUUAAAUUAAUACUCUUAAAGAAAGUAUUGAAUACUCAGAAUUCUUUUUGCCAAUUUUGUAAUUUUGAUUCACCUUCACCAUUUUCUACCCAAAUGUUCCAUUCCAGUUCGUUGAUGCAUUUCUUCUAUAAUAUAAUUAAUUAUAUACCAGGCAUUCAUUGUUUCUGUAAGACUGUAUGUAACAUUUUGAUGCCCAUAUCAUAUUAAUUUUAAUUUAAUGUGACCAGGCAUUGCAUUUUAACGUUUGAGUGUUGAAGUUAGUUUUAUUAGUUGAAACUCCAAGCUGAAUGGUCUUUAGAAAAUGUAAUAAACAUUAUUUGCAAAAGAGUGGUGGUGAAAUUGUUGAUAAAAUUGCAAAACUAUGAUCAACUGGGAGAAAUAUCUUUUUGAUAAUAUACAUUUUCUGGCAGGAGUUUAUUUUGAUUUUCAAUAAUGAUUUGUUUCCAAUCAAAUGUAGAAAUCAAAGGAAAGACUUAUCAUAUUAACAGACUCUUCUAAAAAUGUGCAUUUUGCUAAGAAAUUUACCAAAGAUGAAAUUGCAAUUAUGAGUAUGAUCCAUUUCAAGAAAUAGAAAUUACAUGACCAAAUUCUGGACCUAUUUAACAAUCUGAAGCAUUUUCAAAUUUUUGAUUAGACCUGUAGGAAGUUGCUUUCAGUAGACAGACAAACAGGAGCUUACCACAAAAUGCGGUGGAUGGAGAAGAUGAUUUAUAGUCUCAAAAUCUUCCUGUUUCCCAAUCCCGUGUGACCUGUCAUCUCUAAGCAACUUCAAAACUAUUGUAAUGGAGGUAUAUCUGAAAUCCUGGUUUACAUGUGCAUGUGCAUGUGCCUGGUGUAAUGCACAGAAUGAGCUGGAUCUACUCCAUGAAGUUGGAGAGUUAUAAGACAACACACAAAUCUGUUGUUAAUGGUGCAAUAAACACAUUCUCUGGACACUUUAUAGCGAUGGCAAAUCCAAAAUUUCCGCUUAUAAUUGUAAAUGCUCUAGGUUUACCUAACUAGGUGUAAUAGACUACCACUAUGACAUUAAGGCAAUAAAAGUAAAAGGUAAAGAAAAUAUUGUUGCAGACCUUUUGUCAAAACACUUUGAAUUCAAAGGCAAUGACAAAAAAGACAGGAUUGAAACAUAUCAGUCAAAGAUUGUAACUUUUUAAAUUUAAGGUUAACAUAAGAGUAAACAUAUUUAAAUUUCACUGUAAUACCUGUACUUAAACAAGUCAGUUUUUUUAAAACAAUUUUGAUAUCCAUGAUAUGUUGUGUAAAAAUGCUCUUAAUGAUGUGUAACAAAUGAUAAUUUUUUCUAAUCAUACCAGUAUUUGUAAAGUAAUAGAAAGAAACUUUACAUUUUUCCAAAUUAUAUCUUUCUAAGUCACAAGACAAGUAUAAAUAGACAAUAUCAUAAAUUUUGUGGAACUACAGACAGUGUCGGUUAUUUUUGGCUACAAAAUUAUUACAUGUUGAUAAAGAUAGAGAUAUACUGUUAAAUAUUUUAUCUGUAAAGAGUGAUUUUUUAAAAACACUGUUUCAGAAACUUUUGAAUGUUACUAUUCGUUAGUUACGGUAUUAAAAGUUAUUUGAACAAAAGUUAUUCAUACCGUACAUAGAAUAAAUUCAUACUAAAUGAUACUACACAUGUAAUUUUGUAACCUAUAAAAGUUGAUUAUGAAACAUAUGAAAGUUAAUUAUUUAAAACGUUAUGAGUAAUAUUCAUAUGCAGAUUUAUUUUAGCAAGACAAGUAACAAUAUAUACAUAAAAUGAUUUUCAUAAAAGUUCAUAUUGAUUGACUAAUUAUGAUUUACUAUAUGGAAUAGCAGGACAUAUUCUUGAGAUUGAUGUAUAAUAGGGUUUAUGAUUAAUUUUAUGUUAGGAUUGUCAUGGAUUAAAAUCUUACUACUUAGUGAUGUCCUUACUCAGAUUAUUUUUUAAUGUGGGUGAGGCGUGUAUCAUCACAUAAUCUGGCCCUGAGAGUAGGAUUAGGAAGUAAGUUCUUUACCAUUAGCAAUAUUUGCCUCAGGGCGCUACUUAGAGGAGGUCGAGAGCCAGUGUGCCCACACUGCUCCAUACAGUGUCAUGUCUUGCCCCGAUGUAACACUGGUCUCUGCCGAGCUCGAGGCAAAGAUUCAGUGUCAAGUUUUAGAUGAGGUUGGUAGUGACCAUCGACCGACCCUCAUCACAAUUGAUCUUGUGCUGGCGAAACCAAGGUUUACUAGGAGGCACUGGCUGCUCGGUAAAGCCAAUUGGACUCUGUUCUGAGAAAGAAUAGAGAGAACGAUCUAGGAAUCAGCAGGGAUACCUCCGACAACACCGACGCUGCAUACAGCAAUUUUGUGAGUGAUAUUCUCACAGUGGCAAAGAAAACUAUCCCUAGAACCAACAAAAACUGCAAGUUCCGCCCCUUUUGGAACAAGAGGUUGGCAGAGAUGGUUCGUGAACAAAAGAGAGCAUGGACCAAAGCCGGAAAGUUGAAGGGGAAAGGUUUGUAAUCUGCGUCCAUUGCAAUUGACUACUGGCAUGCCUGCCACAGAUGCCAAGAGUGGCGAGGCUUUAAAUAAACAUCUUGCAAAGAUUAAUAGGAGGCAGAAGGAGUCCAGAGAAAGCCAGAACCUUAACCGUCCCCGGAAGCAUGGAGAUGUGGCCCAACAGUGGGGACUACAGGCUGAGGUCUUUACCGCUAUGACUGAGUUGCAAACCGCCAUCGACAAGUCUAACGCUGCCAAAGUACCACAUCCGGACAAGAUCUGCAACGAAACUAUCAAAAACAUUGGCCCGAUAGCUAGGAGACAGCUAUUGUUAAUCAUAAACAGAUCUUGGGUAACAGGAAUCGUACCCAGAGCUUGGCUUAGUGCUACCAUCAUCUCUAUUCCCAAAGCAGGGAAGAAACUCGAUCAACCGACCAGCUACCGACCGUUUUUCCUAACAUCGUGUCUAGGGAAAGUAGCUGAGAGAAAGGUUAACCAGGGGCUCUUCUGGUACCUGGAGAGUACCAGGAGCCUCAGUCCAAUACAGGCAGGCUUCCGCAAGGGAAUGCAGCCCGUAGAUCAAGUGCUCUAUCUUCUCCAGUCCAUAACAAUCCAGAAAAAGUCUCAUACAAUCGCUGUAUUUGUUAACCUCUAAGUCUCAUACAAUGGCUGUAUUUGUUAACCUCAAAGUCUCAUACAAUGGCUGUAUUUGUUAACCUCUAUCAGGCCUAUGACCGGGUCUGGAGCUCUGGUCUAAUGUUACAGUUGCAAAAGUUGGGAGUAACUGCCAACUUGUACAGGUGGGGUUGCCAGUUUGCUUACAUACCGGACAAUCAGCACAAAAUUCGGCAGCAAAGAGAACCCUUGAAGAAGGGCUACCAAAGGGUCAGUCCUUAGUUGCACUCUCUUCCUAGCCUAUAUUAAUGACUUGCCACAAAAUCUAGCUACUAAUGCUGCGAUGAAUGUUGACGAUUUGGUUAUCUGGAGCACUGGUAAAGAAGUCUACCGCCUGCAAACGCUAUUACAGCAGGACUUUCUUCUAUCAACAGGUUCAUUGCGGGGAUGGCAUUUGGAAAUCAACACUAAGAAGACGGUUCAUUCGCCCUUGACCAGCGGGCGGACUAUUCUAAUAAAUGGGAUAAAUCUCAAGGUGGGCAAUGUAGCGCUCCAAUGGAACAAGCAACCGGUUUACCUGGGGGUCAAAUUGGAUCAAAAGGUACUAAUGCAUAAUUUUGUACAAGACCUCUGCUCCCAGGCAACCGCCAAGCUCAAUCUGGUGAAAAAACUGGCUUGCACAAGUUGGGGUGUGGGAGCAAGAAUGCCUAGAGCUCUAUUUCUAGGCAGUGUAAGGUCGGGGAUGGAUUACUGCAUGCCGGUCCAACCCUUUGCAAGCAAGGCCGCAAUGAAAAGGUGGGUCGAAUCCAGAAUCAGGCUUUGAGACUCAUCUGUGGAACAUUUAGGACCACACCCACAGCUGCUGUAGAGGUUUUGGCCAAUGUAUAACCGCAGGAGGGAAAAAGAAAUAUUAUAUUAAGUACCGUAGAGAGGUACUGGCGGCUAAACGAGAAGGAACUGUCGUUCCAGAUGCAGAACAACUGGAUGGCGGGCAGGUGACUUAAGAGAUCCUCAUUCAUGCACCAGGUUGUAGAGCUUGAGAGGACGAUUGACCUGCCUGGCAAUAGAGAACGUCUGACCCUAAUCCCAGUCAAUCCGCCAUUAUCGGAACUCUCAUGUCCCUCCAUACAGUUGGCCAUGACCGAUACAGCGGUGACGAAGCGCAGCCCCUGAACAAGUUCAGAAAGCGGCUGCCCUUGAGAACAUGGCUAUGUUUGCCAACAUACCAGUGAAAGUGUUCACGGACGGCUCUGCCAAUCUGAGAGACAGAACUGCUGGGUAUGGUGCACUCAUACUGUACCCAGCAGGGGGACCACCAAAUAAAGAAUUCUUAGGGCUCUGUGGGACUGCAGCAAUCAAACUUUGAUGCAGAGCUUGAGAGCUAUUCACAGGGCCCAAGAGAGUGUGUAUCACACGUUGAAAGACACGGAGCUUAGUGCUCUCGAUGUGAUCGUUUACUCUGACUCAAGAUCUGCUCUCGAGAUCUUGGAAAAGAGAUCAGGUACUACUCACCUAGUUGACGCCAUAAUUGAUGACGUUCGCAAGGUCGGUGAACUAGGAGGCAAGGUGACAGUGCAAUGGAUCCCAGGUCACGUCAACGUCAGUGGCAAUGAGAAAGCAGACACACUGGCAAAAACCGGGGACUGCCUAACCUCGGCCAGAAGUACUACUAACUUAUUUGGGAAUAAAGAACUGGCUGGCAGACCACUUCAGGUUGAAGUGGUACAGGCAAUGGGCAGACAAUAGGACUGCCAAAGUUUUCUUUUCAAACUUGCCCACUCAUAGCAGACAGGACCCAUGGUGGGGGUUAGGCCGUAGACAUCAAGUUUAGUGAUGCAGAUGUGCACUGAGCACUGCCCCAUAGGCGCAUACUUCUGGCGGCUAGAUAACAACAGGGACCCUACCUGCCGACAUUGCAGCCUAGUCCCGGAGACACUAGCACACCUGUUAACCGAAUGUUCCUCACUAGAUGACCUGAGGGAAGCCAAGGCGCUUGGAGAGCCCUACGUGAGGAAAAUGUUGUAUGGCUCAGCAAAUGGAGCUGGUAGCUAAUGUUCUAGCCGGGGUCAUAAAAGAAUAAUCUCAGACCUUCACCAGAAUAUGUGCGUUAGUUAGUGGUUGUUUACCAUUCCAGAGAGUAAAACUCACCCAGACAUCAUGUGGUGGAAGAGUACAGAUAAUGAAUUACAAAAAAUGGGACUAUACUGUCAGCCAUAUUGGCGAGCAUGUUAAAUUUAGCAAUGACUUUAGAAUAUUCAAAGGAGGAGUGUAAUUAGUAAUAGUAUAAUAAAAUAUCAACUCAAGUCUGUGGUCUAUGUAACAACUAGCCUUUAUUCACCAUUCUACAUUCUUUUUAUACCCCAUGUCACAUGAUCACUCACUCCAGUUCUCCAACCAAUAUUCACACAUUUUGAAAGAUGUCCAUUCAUACAACAUGAUAACAACACAGGACAAUCAAGUCACAAAGUUCAAUCAAUACACACUAUAAAAAUAAUCGUCAGUCACUCAUAGUGUCACAAGGAGGUUGUAUGAAUCUAUUGUCUGCGAAUAAUUAUAUAAUUUGAGAACUAUAAUCAUAUAUUUUGUAUUCAGUGAUUUACUAUCUCACAUUGAUUCUGUGGAUUGGAGCUGCAUGAUACAUUUAUUUAAGUAUUAUAUGUUAAGUUAUUGAAGUAAUAAACUGAUGUAUGUAAAGGCCUAGACUUGACAUCUUGAUUGAGCAAGUGUUGGUGUAUGUGACAAUAAUUUAGAUAACCUAAACCCAGAAGAAGAAGGGUAUAAUGAAAUUUCAUGAAUGUCAGAAGUUUGAUGGCGUCCAAAAGUUAGGGUCAGCAUUCUUGGUUAAGCCGAUUAAUCAGCACAAAAAAAUCCAAUUUGGCUAAUUACGGAUUAUUGACAGAUUAAUCUAUGAAACUUUAUUAUUUGAUAUUAAACUGUUAUUGCACAUUACCGUAAUUCGGAGUAUAGCUGGAGCUAACAACUAACAAAAAUUGGCCCGGAAUGGAGGUCUGUCAAAAUAAGUCUGCCCCACCACCCUGGUAUCUACAACAACAAAAAUACACCCAAAUGAUGCUUAACUUUUAGUUAGACUUUUUUAAAAAUAUAAUUUAACUAUUAUUUUUGGCUAUUGUAUGCAUAUGCAAAAGUUAUAAAUUUUGUCAUUUAAUUUCUAUUGCAGGUCCCAAAAUGCCUGCUACAUGGCAGUGGGCGACAGCUGUUAUCAUACCAUUGUUAAUUAUUGUUUAUGGCUUGCAUAAAAAAAGUUUAAACCAGUCUGGAGCAGCAGCAGUUAAGUGUUUUAAUACUCAUAUUUAUUUUUUGGGCUCGUUCAAGAUUGAAAUUUAAAAAAAUUAAAUGCCCCAUUAAGAUAAAUUAUAUUAAUUGUAAUCCAUGAAAUUAGUACUUUAUAUAAUACUGCCUUAAUUCACUCAAUCCUCCUCUUUCCUUCUAAGGAAAAUAAUAUAAAUAUUUGGGAGGCCAUUGUAAGUGUUGUCUUCCUUAUAAUUAAUUACAUUAAAAAUUUCUUAUAAAGUGUAUUAUUUAUUUUGUUGCCAGAGCCUGCAUUUAGUUUGUAAGUUUUUCCUUUAACAAUUAUACUAUAAAAAAAAAAAAAAAUGUAAUAUUUAUGUAUAAUAUUUGCUUUUUCAGGUUUAAUUAUUGGCUUCCUGCUUACAAUAAGUGGCCUGAGAUUUAUGAUAUCUCUGUUAGCAUUUUUUAUAUUUGCCUCAAAGGCUACUAAGUUCAAAGCUGAAAAAAAAAGGAAGAUUGAACAUGAUUUCAAAGAAGGUAGGCACAAUGGUGUAAAAUACUAUUUUCAUCUUUAUUUUAUUUUAUUGAGGUUUUAGGGUAAGUUUGUUAAGUAAAUGAAUAAAUGUUUACAGUACCUGGUACAUAAGGAUUGGUCACAAUUUCAUUGGAGUCGCAAGGUUUUGUAGUUUUAGUGUGUCCUUUGAAUAAAUGAGGCCUAGAGCAGUGGUCCCCAAAUGGCGAUCCGUGGACCUUCACCGGUCCGCAUGCCCAACGCUGCCGGUCCCCAUAACAUAAAUAUUUAUUGUCAAAUAGAAAUAAAAGUAAAAAAAUAAAUCAUGCACCAGUCCCUGGUAAAAUUUUGAAACUUGUUCACCGGUCCGCCAAACUUAAAAGUUUGGGAACCACUGGCCUAGAGUACCAUUAUAUUAAACUAAUUCUGGUAAUUGAAAACAAAUUAUAUUCUGUUUCCAUGAAUGUGAUGCUUCAAGGUUAUAUUUUUAAAUUUAUUCCAGUAAAAUAAUUUUGAAAAUACAAUAUUUAUUACUGUAGGUGGUCAAAGAAAUUGGGUUCAGGUAGUCUGCAAUGGUGGUCCAGCAGCAGCAUUUGCAGUUUUUUAUAUGUUUGAGGUAAAUUUAUCACUUUCAGAUCAUUCGUUUUUCAAUGUUUAUCUUCUCUUAUUUUUAAAAGAUGUUAAAAACCCACAGAAAACCUCUUCAGGGGUCAACUAUUAUUAUUUACAAAGUGGGAGGAUCAGGAUUAAGAGAGAUUGCAUAUGCUUAGUGGGGGAGAGGGCUUGACAAAUGAUAAAAAAUAAGUUUAAAUCUUUAGCUUUUACUGAUAGGCCUUUUGGUAAUUGCAUUUAUGUUAAUCUUAUCUAGGUAGGUUCAGUGGAUGCAUCCAUUGACUUCUCAAAAUUAUAUGCUGCUUCAUGGUAUGCAUUAGCAGUCAUGUCUGCUCUGGCCAGCUCAUGUGGGGAUACUUUUUCUUCUGAAUUCGGCGUAGUUUUGGGGAAAAAAGAUCCAAUAAACAUACUCACUUGGAAGCCUGUACCUCGAGGUUAAAAAUGUAUACUGUUUUUUUACUUAAAAACUUUAAUACCUUCAAGAAGUAAUAGAAUAUUACAAGAAAUAAAAUUAUUAGUACCUAAAUAACUAUCAUUCCAUCUCAUGUACAUUAUGGUUACCUUAUUUUAAUUCUGAUUUAGUAGUUUCACCCAUUGUCACACACAAAAAGAAUAUAUUAGUUCUGAAUACCUUCUAGCUGUGAUAAAUCAUCGUUGUGUUCUUGGCUUCUUUUGAAAUUAGGAAAAAUUUAAUUGGUUAAUCAUAUGUUUACCUGCACAUGGAUGCAUAAAUACACAAUAAAGUAAUAAUAAUAAUCAACAUGUUUGGUGAAAAGUAUUGCAGGGGUGCCACUCACUGAAAGCUCUGAACCCUGUAAUCCCUUUCUCACCACUCACUGAAAUCUCUCAACCCUGAAAUCUCUUUCUCACCACUCACUGAAAGCUCUGAACCCUGAAAUCCCUUUCUCACCACUCACUGAAAGCUCUCAACCCUGAAAUCCCUUUCUCACCACUCACUGAAAGCUCUGAAAUCCCUUUCUCACCACUCACUGAAAGCUCUGAACCCUGAAAUCCCUUUCUCAAAAUUUCUUGGAACCUGAAACGUACAAAUUUUUCAAACCCUGAAACAUAACGAAACUCAUCCAUAAAAUUCAUACAGAAAUAAUUUAUUGUGCAAUGAUUACAAAUGAAAUCGAGAGGCUUCCAAACAAUGCGAGAGGUCGCAGUUCCUGUUAUAUUUAUAGUGAACCCCUUCUCGCUGAAUAGGCUUUCGCACGUUCUUACACGUUGAUUUGUUUUUAAAACCCAGAAUCCGUAUUUGAAAAAACUGAGCUGGCGAACCCGGAAUGAGAGAAAAUAAAAACUCCCAAAUCCAGAGCUGAAAAAUAUUUAGCCUCACGGAUCUGGAAUUCCGGGAUAAUCCGUAAAAGUGGCACCCCUGUAGUAUUGCCAAAUCUCUUGUUUAUAAUGAAUUUAUAAAUUAUAUGACUUGUAAUUCCUUUUAUUCUCUUUAUGGCCUAAAACAGUUAGUUUUAAGCCUUGACUCAAACUGUUGAGUAAUCAUAAGGGAUACAGAACUGAUACAUACUGACUGACACUUUUUAAUUUUCUCCCAGUUUACAUAAGUAAUUAAUACCUUAAGAUAAAAGAAAAGUAAAGCUAUUCAUGGUAAUUGUACCUUUUGUAAAAAGAUUGAGAAAAUGUUUUAAUGGGUAUGUUUUAUUAUUAAAUAUAAAAAUAGCACUCACAGGCCUUCUAGCACUCAGAAGCCUUAGUGCUAUAAUUUAACUAUAUUUAAUGAAGAAAACAAGUGCCUUGAUUGAUUCUUAUACUAAUAAAUAUAUAACCAAGUUUUAAGGUAGAAAUUAGCAUUCAUAAAAUUAAAAUAUUGACAUUAACUCUAUUGAAACCUUACCUUCUUUAGCAUAUCUCAAAUUGUAUUUAUUUCUGUUCAUUAUUCAUGCAAAAAAAAAAAAAGAAAACUAUAGUACUUCUGAGCAUUUUGAAUUUAUAAAAAAUAUCAUAUUUUGUUUUAAAUUUUAUUUAAAUUCAACUAUUUUAGGCUGCAAUGGUGGAAUAUCCUUGUAUGGAACCAUAAGUAGUAUAUUAGGUGGAGCCAUUGUAGGUGUGGCCUUUUAUGCUACCGAACUUCUUAUUAUUAGUUGGGCAAAUCUUCUGGAUUCCCCCAAACAAUGGCCUAUUAUUUUCUAUGGUGCUAUUGCUGGAUUUAUGGGCUCAAUAAUUGAUUCCAUUUUGGGAGCCUCAUUACAAUUUUCAGGUAAGACAUAAUAGUAUUGGAAUUGGAUCACAAUUAUUAAGUACUAUCAUGAGAUAUUGUUAUCAGAUCAAAUUAAAAAAAUUUUUACUGGUACCAUGCGAAUGUGGUCUAAAGUCACAUUUCUUUUCAUGUUUCAUGCUUAAUAUUAUAAUGGGGGAUGCAACAGUUCUAAAACUUGUAUAGCUUUUUAUUUAAGUGAUGUGUAUCUAUAUACCGGUACAACAAGUUUUUACAGGAUUAUCUGUUGUUGUUUUUUUUUCAGGAAAACACAAAAAACUAGGAUGUAUUGUGGAAUAUAAGGGACCAGACAUUGAACAUAUCAGUGGAUGGGAAUUUCUAGAUAACCAUUCUGUGAAUCUCUUAUCAUCUACUUUGACUGGGCUUAUCAUUCCUUGCCUAGCUGCCAAAACCUGGAAUCUUUUUUGAAACGACUUUGUCUUAUUAACCUACUCAAUAAAGAAAAUAACAAUUUGAAAUGGGACAAUAGGUUUAUGAUCUCUGGGUAAAUGUCUAUGCAUUAUAUUAUUUACUUAUUUCAUAUAUGUUAGUGUAAAGAAUAAAUCAAUUUCAUAGUGAGUACCAAAGUGCUCUGAUUUCUUAACCCUUAAUUUAUUUAAUACUAAUACAAUAUAGAACUCAGAAUAUUUUAAUGUUUAUAAAAUGGCAUAAAAUGUAACACCUUAUGAAAAUGUAUUUUGUCAUUUGUUUCUUGAAGUUAAUAUUUAUGUAUUGGUUUGACUUUGCUAUGUUAUAAAAGAAUUUUUUUUUAAUCUUUAGUUUUUGAACACUGAUUAGCAAGACUUAAUGCUAUUUCAUUGUAUUAUCCUAUAAGAUAAUGAUUGUUCAUUUAUUUGUCAUAAGGCAUAGCGUGGUAUCAUAUUUUUGCACUGACUCAAAUACUGUAGUAACCAUUGGCAUUAUUGGGUUUUAAAUUUAAAAUGAAUACUGUAUGUACUCGUUCAAAUGCUGAACUUUUUGGGAAAUAUUUCAGAGGAAUAAGUGGGAUGUUUGGCUUAUGAGAGGUCAUGAGUCAUAGGAGAUUUUAGAAAUUUUCUCCUGGUACAUUGCUUCCAUUAAAGAAAAAAAUGAAGAAAUAAGUAAUUUAAUUAAAUGAAAGUCAACCUAAAGUAGAAUGGGAAAUUGGUGGUGUGCAAAAUUCUAUUACAAUGCACAUAAAGCUGGCCUUCAUAUUUCAUUCUUACAAUGCAUUCCCAACUUUUCCAAGCAACAUCAGAUUGUCAUAUUUUAGUAGAAUGAGGUAGCAGUUGAAACCUAUCUUUAGAACAUUCUGUGUUUGGUACCAGUUUCUGACCAAUAUUUAAUACUAGUAUAAAAUCUGGACUUAUGGUACCAGUAUGCAAACUUUAUAUUUGAUAUUAUAUCAGAAUAUACUGCUGAAGUCUAUGACAAGGAGUCCAAUUAAUUUUUAUUGACAAGUGGCAGUAAUCUCUUUUUGGAAAUGUUCAGAAUAGUUACCAUAGAUACAAACAGACAUGCAAAGGAAGUAUCUGUGCUAAACAUUAUAUUGUAUGCUUUUUUUUUUAAAGAUACAUAAGGUAAUAGAAUUAGAACAAUGGCGGCAUUGUAGAAACAAUCAGCUAUUUUUGAAAAGCAUCAAAGAUCAACAAUAUAUAAACAUUGUUAAAUGUGUUGUGUUUUUUUUUAAUGAAGUUUGAACAAAGUGUUAAGCUAACAAUAUGUAACUAUAGAUGUAAAUUUUAAAGGCUGAUUCGAGUCAGAUUUUUUAAUAAUACAAUUACAAAAUAUUGAAAAGGAAACAAUAAAUGUAAUUUUUCAAAUGAUUUAUUAUAAGAAUUUAGUUAUUGUUUUCCAGGAUAUAUUUUCUCAUGGCUUAUAAAGGAUAUGAAUUAUUAUUUAAAACAUUGAGAUUUAAUUUUUUGAACAGUGUAAGCAAUUUGCGUUACUUAUACAAAAGUUUCAUUGAUAGAGAAGUCUGCCGUAAAAUUAUUAUAAACACUUGUCUAUUUACAAAUGUAAUACUGUAAUACAAUCACUUAUACUAAAUAUGAAAAAUAAAAAUAUCAAAUACCACCCUAAAGGUAAGCUUUAAAAAUUAAACAUGUAAAAUAAAUUGAAUAAGCCACACACACAAAUUACUAUAUCAAACCAUAUGUACACACUCCCAGUGAAUUUAUCGAAAUUAUAGCAAGGAAAGAAAGUUUAUUAUUUUACAUUUAAUACUGUUGCAUUGUUUUCUAUUUGAUUUUUUUUUAAACUUGGGUUUUCAAAACGUGAAAAAGAUUUUGAAGUUCAAAAAAGAAAAUAUAAGUUUACAGACAUUCACUGAAUCACUGUAAAAAAAAAAAAAUCUAUGAAAACACUUUAUUUACGUAUAUUAUUACUGGAUUUAGCACUGUUGAAUAUUCGCAUACCGCAUUUGUCAGAUCAUGUAAGCAUUUGAUUAGAAAUUCCUAAAACAAUUAGUGUUUUAUGGCAAGUCUAAAACAAAUGUACUAAUAAGGCGUUUAAUUCAAUCCCUACCUACAAUACAAAUACAAACAACAUCUAGAUAAUUAGCAUUCUUAUUAUAAUGGAAAGGAAUUUAAAUGAGACAAGAACUAUAUGGUAUAGUGGUAAUUAUUUUUUUUUAAACAUUUCAUUAAAUUUCUUUCAUUAUUUAUAAGACUUUUUUUUUAUGAAUAAAACUUCUAAAAGUAGAUGUAAUUUCUGAUAAACCCAAUGUCUGAUGAUUUUUAAAAAUAUUUUUCUGUAUUUCUUUGAUGUUUAUUCAGCUCUGAAUUGUGAACUAGGGUAUUUAUAGCUUUCUAUCAUAAUCAAUGAGUAAACUGUGCCAUAAGUUCUUUAACGCGCAAUUUUUUUUCUACAUGUUGGGGCUUCAUUGAGAUGUCUAAAUUUAUCGUAAUCUUCUUCAUUGUAGAACUUGUAAGCUUGAUAUAGUGAGCCUGGGUUUUCAUGAACCCAUUUAUCAGCUGGUGGAACAAAGUUGCCUGGUCCAUCCCAACGUCUCCUCCAAGCAUCAGUAUGAAAAGGAAUCAGUUGUGGAUACGGUACUCCAGUAAAGUUCAUAGGAUAACCAGACAUUGAGAUCCCUGACAAAAAGGGUGUAACAUUUACAGUUAAAGAAUUUGUCAUCAAAGGGUGAAUAAAUGCAAAAAUAAAAUAUGUUUUGGCUUAAGUCCUCUUCUACCAUUUCUACCUGGUUAGGUCAACUGAAAAUGGUUACUUUGCAAUAGAGGGUCUUUAAUUUUUAAAUGCAUAUCAAACUCAGUUCUUUUAAUGUGUCUGAAACUAAAGUACCAUUGCUAUUUUAAAAGCUUUUAUUUUUAUUUGACUGAGGUAACCUUAAUAUAAUGCCCUUCUACAGAAUUUAAAUGUUAAAGAGCAAUAAUACUGUUGUCUUGUUUUCAUAUUUAAAUUUAA
Lymnaea stagnalis (great pond snail) is the source of this 16038-nucleotide messenger RNA. The record is from the annotation of a GenBank genome assembly. Lineage: Eukaryota; Metazoa; Mollusca; Gastropoda; Lymnaeidae.